Molecule: messenger RNA, 1359 nt
Organism: Aureococcus anophagefferens
Lineage: Eukaryota; Pelagophyceae; Pelagomonadales; Pelagomonadaceae
Exons: 1
Coding region: 1-1359 (452 amino acids)
Biological process (GO): NAD+ biosynthetic process
Cellular component (GO): cytoplasm
Molecular function (GO): kynureninase activity; pyridoxal phosphate binding
Source: RefSeq, a predicted model, not a curated record
AUGGCGUCCGUGACCGCGAGCGCGCGCGCGCUGCCGUGCUUCGCCGCCGUCGAGGCGCACGCGACGUCCCUGGGCACGACCGUCGCGUCGCCCGACUUCCCGGCGAAAGCCGACGCCGCCGACGAGCUGCGGCCCUUCCGCGACAAGUUCCUCUUUCCGGCGGCCGACGCCGCCGGGCGGCCGAGCGUCUACCUCUGCGGGAACUCGCUGGGCCUCCAGCCCGCGUCGACGAAGCAAGCCGUGCUCGCGGACCUCGACCGCUGGGCGGCGCUCGGCGUCGAGGGCCACUUCGAGGACGAGCCCGGGAAGCCGAAUCCGGGCGUCGCGUGGUGGACGAUCGAGGAUUUGGCCGAGGCCGAGGCGGCGCGCCUCGUCGGCGCGGAGCCGGGCGAGGUCGUCAUCAUGAACUCGCUCACCGUGAACCUGCACCUGCUGCUCGGCGCCUUCUACCGGCCGGACGGCGCGCGCGAGGUGAUAGUCGUCGAGGACAUGGCGUUCCCCUCGGACGAGUACGCGGUCCAGUCCGUCGUGCGGCACCACGGCCGCGACCCGGCGGCGUGCAUCGUGCGCGUGCCCCACGGCGCCGACUUCGCCGCGGCGGUCGCGGAGCUCGGGGACCGCUGCUGCGUCGUCCUGGUCGGCGCGCUGCAGUACUACAGCGGCGAAUGGUACGACGCGAAGGCGCUGGCCGACGCGGCCCACGGCGCCGGCGCUGUGCUGGGCCUCGACUGCGCCCACGCCGCGGGCAACGUGCCCCUGGCCCUCCACGCCGACGGCGUCGACUUCGCGUGCUGGUGCUCCUACAAGUACCUCAACUCCGGGCCGGGCGCGCUCGCGGGCGCGUUCGUCCACGACAAGCACGACACGCGGGCCCUCGACGGCGCCCUGCGGGGCUGGUGGGGCAACGAGCGGUCGAGCCGCUUCCGCAUGGCCCGGGAGCCCGAGUUCCGCGCGGGCGCGCCGGGCCUCCAGCUCAGCAACCCGCCGACGCUGCCCAUGGUCGCGCUCAAGGAGGCCUACGCGCUCCACGACGCGGCGACCAUGGCGAAGCUCCGGGCCAAGUCCCUCGCGCUCACGGGCUACCUCGAGGUGCUGCUCGCGCAACUGCUCCCGCCGGGGAGCCACGACCAGGUCACGCCGCGCGACCCGGCGCGCCGCGGCGCGCAGCUCUCGCUCCUCUUCGCGCCGCCGACGGACGUCGACGCCGUCUUCGCCGAGCUCCGGAAGCGCAACGUCUUCGUCGACCUGCGCCGGCCCAAUGUCAUCCGCGUCGCGCCCGCGCCGCUCUACAACGGCUUCGCCGACGUCCGCGCGUUCGUCGACUGCCUCGCCGAGGCCCUCGCGGCCCAGAAGACGUAG